AUGACGGGUUCGUGAGACCCAGCCCAGAUCUGGAACUUGGAAGGUUGUGUUGCUGAAGUGGUAGGCCAAGUUGGAUUAGAAUCUACCCUAGCUCGACUCUAGUCUCUAUGGUGAAAUUUUCACAUUGCAUGAAGCAUUGUCUUAUCCACUGAACAAUUUGGCUAAUAUUCCUGGUCUUCAACAGUUUGGAGAAUGUAGGCAAUUCCUUAUAUUUUUCGUGCUGUAACUUAGCCGACAAUCGUUCGUUUGCCGCCGGGAUUUAUACGCGAAGACCUAUCGGAAUUGUAACAGUUAUGUGCCCCGUAAGUUGUGGGGAAGAUUAAGGUGGAAAUCCCUUAGGCACGAGACAGGUUUCAGAUUAGUUUAGAUCUGCGUCUGGACGAUAUAAUCUCCUGUAAAAUGCCCUUGUCUAGUGUUUAUUCUACAAUUUUAUGGUUACCGGGACUUUGAUUCAAGUUUAAUCUGUUGUGAGUUAAUCUAGAUGAGUUAAAACAAAUGACAUGUUGGGUUUUGUCUUUUGAUUGCCUAAAUCCUAAUUGCCUGCUCUUUCAGACUUUCCCGGUUAACUUUUCCCCCCAAGCCAGUGCCAGGCCAAGCUUAUUUAAGCAUUCAAGAUCAUUUUGAUCUUUACCAACCUACAGGAGACAGUCAAAUUUAGUCUUACCAACCGUACCAGUUAACUUUCCUCAUUAAUAAAUGUGCACGUGCAUGGAUCAUCAUCAGACGCCAUAAUUAAAAUCUAUGUUGUACGACUGGUGAAUUGUCAUCAUCCCUUGUCAUUGUUUGAUCGUACGUACAUACAUAACAUAAUGACGGUGUCAAUACGAGGUGUUCAUCUUAUGCGAUGGCUGGUGUUGAUCGGGAUGUGUGCUCUCAUGAUACUGUGGUACUUUCAACGCAUCAAGACUCGACAGCUUGAUUACGUGAAAUCUUUGCAGGAAUCUAGCGUCAAGCUGCAGAAUGGAGAGUUUGUUCUCAACGGGGAAGAGGUCACUAUCCUCUCCGGGAGCAUGCAUUACUUCCGGGUCAUGCCGCAGUACUGGGAGGAUCGCCUCCGCAAGAUGAAAAGUGGCGGGCUCAAUACUGUCACCACGUAUGUUCCUUGGAAUCUCCAUGAACAAGUCAGAGGGGAUUUUGACUUCACUGGCAUAUUAAAUGUUGUAGAGUUCUUGAAGGUAGCCCAGAAAGUUGGUCUAUACGUCAUCUUUAGACCAGGACCAUACAUCUGUGCUGAAUGGGAGAUGGGCGGACUACCAAGCUGGCUACUGUCCGAUGAUGAGAUGAAAGUAAGAAGUACCUAUCCUCUGUUUACUGAAGCUGUCACCAAGUUCUUUGAGCAACUCAUUCCAAAGGUUGUUCCUCUCCAGUACAACCGUGGAGGACCUAUCAUAUCAUUCCAAGUCGAGAACGAGUAUGGAUCGUUUGGAGACAGCACUGCAUACAUGGAGUUCGUUAAGGAGGCAAUGGUAGCGAGAGGUGUCACGGAGCUGCUAGUCACAUCUGAUAAUUCCAAGAAAUCUAUGGAGAGAGGCAGACUACCUGGGGUUUUGAUGACGGCAAACUUUCAAGACCAUGCGGCCAGACAUUUCAAAGACUUAAAGGAUUUACAGGGUGAUAAUCUUCCCUUAAUGAGCAUGGAGUUCUGGUCAGGCUGGUUUGACCACUGGGGUGAGAACCAUCACAUCUACAAGGCGGAUGGCAUUGCUGAAUUGACCAAGGCCAUACUGGUCAGCGGAGGCUCUGUAAACUUCUACAUGUACCACGGUGGAACUAACUUUGGAUUUAUGAACGGAGGGAAUGUGGACAAGGGCAUCUAUAAGCCCACUAUAACAAGCUAUGAUUACGAUGCUCCUCUCUCAGAGUCUGGCGAGCCGACAGAGAAGUUCUUCCAGAUCAAAGAAAUGAUCCAGAAACAUGCGCCUAAAGGAAGAGUUCCCAGUAGCUUGCCAGAGCUUCCUGUUGCUAUUGGUAAAGUGGCUUACACAGAGGUUAAAGUUCACGAGACGAUGUCAUUGGCUGCUUUACUAGAGAUCAGUGGGAAGCCCAUUUACAAUGAUGACAUACUUCCCAUGGAGAAGCUUCCAAUCAACAACGGGGGUGGUCAGGGUUAUGGAUUCCUGCUGUACAGGACCAGGGUUAAUACCAAACCAACCAAACUUGCCCUCUCAAGAUCACCCAGAGACAGAGCUCAGGUUCUUUUGAAUGGUGAUGAGGUUGGUGUAUUGAUGAGAAAGACUGAAGAGGAAGACUGGGGUUUAAAGAUCACAACUGGGAAGGAUACAGACAAUGUACUGGACAUACUUGUUGAGAACCUCGGCAGAGUCAACUAUGACAAGCAUCUCCAGCAUGAGAAAAAAGGUAUUCUUGGAGAUGUAAAGAUCAAUGACAAGAAACAAGAGAAAUGGGAGAUGUAUCCCCUAGAGUUUAAAACUCAUUUCAUGGAAGCUGUUUCAUCUUCUAAGAAGUGGACUGCGUUUGACGGACAUGAGAAGCAGCCCGCCCUUUAUAGGGCAACGUUAGACAUCCAGGAUAGCCAGCCUAAAGACACUUUUGUGGUUAUGAAGGGUUGGGAGAAAGGAGUGAUCUUCAUCAACGGGUUCAAUCUCGGUCGCUACUGGAACGUUGGACCUCAGCAGAACUACUACCUACCUGGACCUCUGCUGAAACAAGGAAAGAAUGAGAUCGCAGUUUUUGAGCUGCACAAAGCUGAAGGGACGAUACGCUUUGACGACAAGGCAGACUUAGGUGAAGUACAACAGAUUAACAAUGACGAUGAUAUUGAACCAAUGCUCUAGGUUUUAUCAUAGUACACACUCUGGACUGAGGGUUUGUAAUUAUUUUGUACGGCAGGCCAGAAUCAUCAUCAUCAUCAUCGUUGUCGUCGUCGUCAUCAUCGUCAUCAUCAAUUAUUGAAGUCAGCAUGUACUGACUGUUUUUACUAUGAUGACCCUCCUUCCACAGAAAUAUUUGUCAAAUGAUUUUAUUUUGGGUGAUAAAGCUUGGUAACUCAAUGUUAUUGUAUUCUCAGAAUCGGCAGGCUUGAUAAUACUCCCAUGUAUUCAUUUCACUCUUUUAAAAUGAAGUAAGAAAAGAACUUCUAAAAAAAACAAGUGCAAUGUUAUUUGGAAAUUCUGUAUCAUGUACUGGGUGCCAUACUCAUAGGCCCAAGGCACUCAUAAGAGAUACCAAUAGAUUUUAACUGUGUUUCUUAAUGUUGUUAUUACCUUCAUCAGCAGCUGUCUAUGAUACCAUGUAUGUAUGACGUCAAAGUAAAAUCUUAUCCUCAUUCCUGUAGUUCAUGGGGUAUUUCAGAACUGUUAGCGUUAUGAUAUCUAUGAUGAAAUACACUUGAUGUUGAAAAUUGCUUCUCACUUUGCCAUGAAUGUGUGAAUGUGAUUUGUGUAAAAAACUCAUAUACAGUCAAACCUGUCUACAGCGACCACCCAAGGGAAACAAAAAAAGUGGUCUUUGUAGACAGGUU
This is a messenger RNA of Strongylocentrotus purpuratus (purple sea urchin), 3481 nucleotides long. RefSeq names its product beta-galactosidase-1-like protein 2 (gene glb1l2). Gene Ontology annotation, cellular component: vacuole. NCBI's taxonomy places the organism in Eukaryota, Metazoa, Echinodermata, Echinoidea, Camarodonta, Strongylocentrotidae. The transcript has 17 exons. Bases 810 to 2795 code for a protein of 661 amino acids. Gene Ontology annotation, molecular function: beta-galactosidase activity. The record is from RefSeq and is a predicted model, not a curated record. Gene Ontology annotation, biological process: carbohydrate metabolic process.